Molecule: messenger RNA, 2256 nt
Organism: Rhineura floridana
Lineage: Eukaryota; Metazoa; Chordata; Lepidosauria; Squamata; Rhineuridae
Gene: LRRC57
Product: leucine rich repeat containing 57
Exons: 6
Coding region: 592-1308 (238 amino acids)
Molecular function (GO): protein binding
Source: RefSeq, a predicted model, not a curated record
AAUCCCACCUUUCGCUUUCUUUGAAACUCGCGCCGCCAUCUUGAGUGUGGGAAACCGGCUAAUCACCAUAGUAGACUCUGCAGCAAAAAAGAAGGAAGGGACUGCUUCUAUUGCUGCAGAGAGUAAAGAACUCUCCCAUUUAAGAGAUGCAAUCCCAAUGUAACCCCCAUUAGUACUUGCUUAGCCAUGCCGGCUGCGGUAGAUGGGCCACCUUGACAUAAUGAAGCCACUGGAAUUCAGAGAACGAAAAAGUGUGAUCCCACCAUAUUGUUUGUGGCGGAAGUGAAUCUGGCAAGCUGGGAAACGUCCAGCCCCGGAGGACCCAAGCUGUUUAUUCCGGGCGGAGGGUUCGCCAUUAUUCCUGUUAUAGUGCGGAUUCGGCUUUCAUCUGGGUCUUGUGAUUCACCAUGGGGGAUCAAAAUAGCGUGGAUGGUGUUUCUUAUACUGCGUGUGCUUGUUGCUAGGAUGCGAAGCAGCGGCGACGGUGGUUACAGAAAAUAAACUCGUGUUGCCUAAUGUGGUGUGAAUGAAAGUGAUUCAGCUGGACUUGUGCCACAACCAUUUGUCAGUUUCUGACACCAAAGCAGGAAGAUGGGAAACAGUGCCUUAAAAGCGCAUUUGGAAACAGCCCAGAAAACAGGAGUAUUCCAGCUGACAGGAAAAGGCCUUUCUGAGUUUCCUGAAGAUCUGCAGAAACUUGCAAGUAAUCUCAGAACAAUAGACUUGUCCAACAAUAAGAUUGAGGUCCUACCACCGCUAAUGGGAAAAUUCUUUGUGUUGAAAAGCCUUGCUCUAAAUCACAACAAACUAACUGCAUUACCUGAAGAGCUGUGCAAAUUGAAAAAGCUAGAAGCUUUACAUCUGAACAGUAACCAACUGACACAAUUACCGGCUGCAUUUGGACAACUUGCAGCACUAAAGACUCUGAGCCUUUCUGGAAACAAGCUCCGAACUGUACCUAUCCAGCUCUGCAGUCUUCGUCAGCUAGAUGUGGUGGAUCUCUCCAGAAAUCAGAUCCAGAGUGUGCCAGACACAGUUGGGGAGCUGCAGGCUAUUGAACUGAACUUGAAUCAGAACCAGAUUUCCCAGAUCUCCUCGCAGAUAUCUUACUGUCCACGCCUCAAGGUCCUGCGUCUGGAAGAGAACUGUUUAGAACUAAGUGUGCUUCCUCAAAGUAUUCUCAGUGAUUCUCAGAUCUCCCUGCUUGCUGUAGAGGGUAAUCUCUUUGAGAUCAAGAAACUCCGAGAACUGGAUGGAUAUGACAAGUAUAUGGAGAGAUUCACAGCCACAAAGAAAAAAUUUGCCUGAUGGAUUGCUCAGUCAUAUCUUUUUUCCAUGAGAGAGAGACAAGAGGUGUGAUACAUGUAUCUUCUAUGCUGCUAGCCUACCAGGAGAAGGAAAUUCAAGGCUUGGAUUAAUGUCAAGAUAACAGUGGUCCAUGGACUUGAAGUGGUGUCGUAUGUUGUCAUUAAGGCUACAAAGGAAGCCAGGAAUCGGUGAAACUAUUCUAUAUGUAACAACACCUUUCCCGCUAGCAGAACACUUACGCUUAUGUGAUUGUCCAUCUUCAGGGAUCAUUAUGAUUUAAGAAGAAAAAUGUUGUAAAAUUUAUUUGGGCCGAAGCGGUUUGAUUACAGAUGUUGGCAGCCUUAAAGUAAGGAAUAACCCACUAUGUAAGAGGAAUACUUGCCAGGGUUCUGUAACAGGAUUAACUCUACAUUGCAAAGUCAUCUCUUUGAAUUAAAUGUUUAUAGUGUAGAAGAGGCUGACCUUUUUUUAAAAAAAAUCAUGUACAUUUUGAAGCACAGUAGUUGGGCUAAUACUUGUUCAACAAGUCUGAAUGGCUUGUCUUCCAUUUGAUGGCAAAGUGUCCUCUAGUUCCUCUGAGCAUUCUAAGUUAAUGACAUACACUAUCAUAUUGUCUAUGCUUUAUUUGAUGGGGGAGGGAAUCUGACAUUUGCACUCAAUGUUCAUGGCAGUAGGGGUUUAGUUUAAUGUUAAAUGGGGUUAAUCACCUUAUUGCUGCCUUAUACAGAGCACCCAGGAGGACUGAAGAUAUGCAACUUCCUUGAAUAACUUGUAUAUUUUUACUAAAGAGAACUUGCAUCCGCAACUGUCUUAAGCUAUUUGGCACCUUUUGACAAACUUUAGUUAAUAUAUAAGUUCUUGCCAUGUAAACGGAAUAGUAAAAAACAAAUAUGCACAGGUAAAGUUGUUCUUGUUCUUUUUAAAAUAAAAUCUCUGGAGGAAAAGGAA